AUGGAGCACAUCCCGCGAGUGCGAGGCUCCAAGCUCCAGAUAGCUCGCCUUCGCGUCCCCCAUUUGGCAAGCGAUUGGGACUACGGCAGCCAGCAACAGGGAUUCGACAAUUUCUUCGCAUUCCCCAAAAAGCAUGGAUACAGCUCUCUAGUAGACCAGGAGGACGGCGGUGAUGCGCUCGCUGGCCCAUCGGUUGGAUUCCUGCAGGCAUGGCUGUAUUUCGGCCUCCUGGCUGAGGCCUUUGGAACCAACGAGAUGUGCUUUGACCCUAGUCAUUUCAUUAGCGACACUGGAAGAAGCAGUGAAGUCAUUACGACAAAAGACUUGGAUCGAUAUAUCUGGUACUGGGCCGCUGCGAUCGCGCAUGGGACGCGCGACGAAAUUGACGACCAUGCAGAGAAUUUGGACAAAUGUGUCGAACUUGCGAACGCGGUCGUUAAUGUGUACUGUCAGCGGAUAUCAGUGCCCGAGCGGUACGCUUAUUCGAAGGGGGAGGACAAAGAGGAAGUAGUAUGGUCGACCCCAACGUCCGUCCUUUUUUCAAUCAUCACGCUGGUGGACUAUCUGCGCCGCGCGCGCAUCGAAAUCAACAUUUACAGUUUCGAAGCUAAUCUCCCGAGCCUACGAUGGGAUUUCCCGCCGCUCGAACACGCCCUUUUGGAGGCGGGAUGGUGCGAGGGUGAAAUCGCUAAACUGAACCGGCAGGCCGAUUGCUCUACUCGUUUCUAUCUUGCUCAGGUAGACCGGUGGGUGCAGGGCAGAGCUCACAGCAGAUGUUCUGCUCGCGCUGGUUGCCAGGCGCAUCAGAUUGAUGAACCAACUUACAGGACCAGACACCGACCUGACUGCAAGGGCGAUGCAAUGUGUUGGGGUAUAGCCCCUCUUGUUGAUGAUGUUACCAAGGUCAUCGCUGACGGCGGGUACCCGGUCGUUAACCUGGCCGACAACAAUAGGGAAGUGGAGGUGCAUCCAGCAAACCAGGGGGAUCUAUAUGCCACGAUUUCGCACGUCUGGUCAGACGGCCUGGGAAACCCGCACGACAAUGAAUUGCCAUAUUGCCAGCUCGUAUACAUCCAAGGCCUGGUUAACGCGCUAUACCCGGAAUCCCAGCGCCCAGUGAAAUUCUGGCUUGAUACGUUAUGUAUUCCAGUUGGCACCAGGGAGUCUGCAUUCCGACGUCUGGCUAUCAAUAGGAUGGGAGAGACGUUUCGGCGCUCGGACAAGACUCUCGCCCUAGAUAACUCACUCAUGGCUCAGGAGCCAGGCGAAAUUGAUUGGGUGGAAAUGAAUAUGCGCAUCAAGUAUUGUCCUUGGGUGACGCGCGCAUGGACACUGUUGGAAGGACGCAUGGGCAAAGAACUUCUAUUCCAGUUCAAUGGCAGCGCGGUUUCAUCAAACCUGGUGUUCAAUCGCUCAUAUGCGGCACGAAACAUCGUGGCCGUAUCCAGGAUACUUCAACAGCGGGGGGUGGAGGGCGUACUCAACGAGCCAGCCGCAGUCAAUCUUGUCCGAGCGCUGGUCCAGUUACCAAAGGAGCCGAGGCAAAGCCUUGAGAGCGACGAGGAGGACGAGCAGGAGAACAUAGCGUAUCAGGACACUGUUCAAGCCGCAGUCAAAGCAUACGAGACCUGGAUGCCAAUCCUUACAUCUGCCGGGCUCGCCGAUAAUCCAUCCGAUAUAGACGACGACAUGAGCGUUAACAUCCAAACCCGUGUUUUCUGCCCUGUAAUAAGGCACUCUAACGGCGGCACGCGCAAUAUUCGCGACGAGUUCUGGCUCGAAUCUAUCGAGACUUCGCGCGCUGAAUCAGCAGGAGGAGGCCAACAGUACCUCCCCCACCCAUUCUUUGAAGGAGUCUGCGGCGCGUUCCGGGGUCGAACAACAAGCAAGUCGGAGGACCAAGCCAUAUGCUUCGGCCAGAUGCUGAGUAUAGACACGUCGCAAAUAAUAGACAUCCGCCCGCUGCGCCCGAGACCACGAUACUGGUUCACGCUCUUGGAUUCGUACCCGGCCCUCCGAUUACUCUGCUGGGUAGUGGGCUUUGACGCACGGGCUAAAUUGACUGAGUGCCAGGAAGGAAGAAUAAAGAUACUUUUGUCGCAGAUUGGUAAGCUACCCGUGUCCAUUCUGCUGUGGAACGUGCCACGCAUGCAAUCGCUGGGCUGGAAAUGGGCGCCAUUGUCGCUGCUAGAUGCAGACACCGGCUCCGAGGGCGGUUGGGCCAGCAAUGAGCGAGGAACUGUAACGCCUGAUGGAUUUACCGUCAAAUUCCAUGUGUUGCGCUUGAAAUCAACAGGAAAAAUAGCAACUGAGACGGACUUGGAUAUUAGCAUCUGCGAUCCCGUCCAUUUCGUGGUCUCCAUCGCGGACGACGGCCUGGGAGCUGGGAAUGCCACUUUUAAGGCCUGUAUAAGCGAUUCCUCCCCGUGGGGAGGGUAUAGAACAUGGUCAGACAUUGUGUACACUGGCGUUCUAGAUAGUCUUGCAGUCUUGACUCGGCGGCGUGCAUCAGUCCAUGAUCCAUUCAAGAACAAGGGUGUUUUGCUGCAGUUGCGGGAGACAAGAGAGUCGCUCAACCUAGCCCAUUUGAGAGCUGUGGUUGAGAGAAUACAUGGAGCAACCGAUGGGUCGCUCCCUGUUAUUUCCAUAGAUGGAGUUUGGGAUUUGGACUCAACAUGGUGUAUUGGGUGA
Aspergillus puulaauensis is the source of this 2691-nucleotide messenger RNA. RefSeq lists its product as uncharacterized. The transcript has a single exon. Lineage: Eukaryota; Fungi; Ascomycota; Eurotiomycetes; Eurotiales; Aspergillaceae. Bases 1 to 2691 code for a protein of 896 amino acids. The record is from RefSeq and is a predicted model, not a curated record.